Molecule: messenger RNA, 2487 nt
Organism: Alternaria atra
Lineage: Eukaryota; Fungi; Ascomycota; Dothideomycetes; Pleosporales; Pleosporaceae
Exons: 3
Coding region: 1-2487 (828 amino acids)
Cellular component (GO): mitochondrial inner membrane
Molecular function (GO): RNA binding
Source: RefSeq, a predicted model, not a curated record
AUGUCCCGGAAGAUACACCCGACACUUAUAGCGACAUUGAAACCGAAUAGUCUGGGUUCCAGAAGACCAUGGACCGUUCCCGCUCGUUAUGUGACUGGACUACAAGCUGGCGAAGACAAAACCGGUCAUAUAAGCGCAGGACCUAACGAGGGUAUCCUCUUCUUUAACAAUGUAUUUCCCAUUCAGAUCCGCAAAGUACUAGGACUCCCUUUGCCAGGAAUACUAGAUCGCCUCAUCAGUCCGAGUAUCUCUGGCACCGACCCGAAAGCCGUAAUUGAGAGAGCGAAAGCGAAACGCAACCUGCAGAUCACUGGCACCGAAGUACUUCCGCGAAUGAGGGAGGGAGGAGCAUUUGUCAAGUUCACUCACGAUGGGAGUGCUUCUACUUCUGAGGUCGAAAAAGUGCUUCAACAGUACCUAAGAGAUGAGCCGGUCAAGCCAUGGUGGAGUCCAUGGAAGAGGAUGCGUGCGAAGGUAGUCAAAGGAAAACCUUGGGUGGAAGAUCUCAUGCGUCUCCCAGCCUCACGUCUGCGCGUUGAGUUCGUCUCUGCCGAGGCGGGCGUACCAGCCUCUGAAGCCGUCGAAAUGAGCCAAGAGCAGCUCUUCCAGUUCUUCCGGCCCUACGGUAAGCUAGGAGAUAUCGUUAUGCAGCCUCCGGAUUCAAAGGUUCUCCCAAAAUUCGCAUACUUGGAUUACACUAGCAUUGGCAAGGCUAUCAUGGCCAGGAACUGCAUGCAUGGCUAUCUCGUUUCGGAAGCUGAGGGAGGGGGCAAAAAAGGGACGAUAUUAAGACUCAAGUACGAACAGAAGAUCAAGCCUAGGUAUAUCAGAGAUUGGAUCUUUGGCCAUCCCAGGAUUAUCAUCCCCAUCGUAGCUGCCCUCAUCGCUGGUACCGUCGCACUCAUCUUCGACCCCAUCCGAACGUUCUUCGUCAAGGCCCACAUUACUCGCAACUUCCACAUUGAAGACAACAAGUGGUACCAGUGGAUCAAGGGUUAUGCCACAGACAUCAUCCACGGUGGUAACAAGCGCGACGAUGACGACAGCAUGGAUGCCAUUUGGGAUGAUAGGAAAGAUGACAUUGAACAAAUCCGAACUUGGUUGAUGGAGACCGCCGAGACCUUCAUCAUCGUCCAGGGUCCUCGGGGUUCCGGCAAGCGCGAACUUGUCGUUGAUGAGGCCUUGGAGGAUAAGAAACUCAAGCUUGUGAUCGACUGCAAACCCAUCCAGGAAGCUCGAGGCGAAAGCGCCACUAUCAACGCCGCUGCAUUAUCUGUUGGAUAUAGACCUGUAUUCAGUUGGAUGAACAGCAUCUCCGGAAUGAUCGAUAUGGCUGCUCAGGGUGCUACAGGCGUCAAGACUGGCUUCUCCGAGACCCUCGACUCCCAACUCAGCAAAAUCUGGAAUACUACUACCUCGGCAUUACGACAAAUCGCUUUAGAUACACGACACAAGAACGACAAAGAUGCGCACUUGGGUGACGACGAGUGGCUCGAAGCACACCCAGAACGCAGGCCUAUUGUUGUAAUCGACAACUUCCUGCACAAGAGCCAGGAAGGGGGUAUCGUCUAUGACAAGAUCGCUGAAUGGGCUGCCCGUCUUACAACGACGAACGUAGCUCAUGUUAUCUUCCUGACCAACGACGUCGCUUUCAGCAAAUCACUCUCCAAGGCCAUGCCAGACCGUAUGUUCCGUCAAAUCUCUUUGUCUGAUUGUAGCCCUGAGGUAGCGAAGCGAUUUGUUAUCACGCACCUUGACGCCGAUGUCGAAGACGACCCUGCUCCAAAGGACGGCUCGCCUAAGAAACUACCCUCUGAACAUCGCAACGACCUUGAUGAGCUCGACACUUGUAUCGAUCUGCUAGGCGGCCGCCUCACGGAUCUUGAAUUCUUAUCCCGGCGGAUCAAGACGGGUGAGACACCUACCAAGGCCGUGCACGAGAUCAUCGACCAGUCAGCUUCCGAGAUUCUUAAAAUGUACAUCUUUGGCGCAGAAGAUGAAGGCGGAAGCCGACACUGGAAUGCUGAACAAGCCUGGUUCCUUAUCAAAGAGCUCGCUCAGAAGGAAAGCCUACGAUACAACGAAGUUCUCAUCGACGACAUACUAAAGACUGGUGGCGAGUCAGUCCUUCGUGCCCUCGAACAGGCCGAGCUCAUCUCCAUUGUCUCGGGCGCAAAUGGCCGGCCAUCUAUCAUCAAGCCAGGAAAGCCCGUCUACCACCCUGCUUUCAAGCGCUUGACUGAAGACAAAGUAUUGAAGAGCCGCUUGGACCUGGCUAUCCUGACGCAUCUGACAAAGAUUGAGAACGCGACGAUUGACAAGUGCGAGAACGAGCUGUUGUUGCUGAGCAAGCUGAAGAACCAGCCUGCGCAGACAGCUGGACGAAUAAACUAUCUGUUGACGAAGUUGAUGACGAGUCAAAACAAAGUGGAGAAAUACGAGACAGAUAUCAAGGGACUGAAGAAGGUGCUUGGAAAUGAGUACUAG